This is a messenger RNA of Mastomys coucha (southern multimammate mouse), 2476 nucleotides long. It is a transcript of the gene Acsf3, whose product is annotated as acyl-CoA synthetase family member 3. The record is from RefSeq and is a predicted model, not a curated record. Bases 121 to 1845 code for a protein of 574 amino acids. Gene Ontology annotation, biological process: fatty acid metabolic process. NCBI's taxonomy places the organism in Eukaryota, Metazoa, Chordata, Mammalia, Rodentia, Muridae. The transcript is spliced from 10 exons. Gene Ontology annotation, molecular function: medium-chain fatty acid-CoA ligase activity.
CGACCUCUCAUUCCGGUACCCCACCCCCAGUAACCCCCCCUCCCCCGCCUGACCCCAGGUGAUCACGUAGCAGACAACAAGAAAGGGGGUGUCGAGCCUGCCCAGUGGUUUGUCAGUGUGAUGCCACCUCACUUGGUACUACCCUUCAGGCGUCUCGUCUGGUCCUUGGCCUCCAGUCAGCUGAUUCCCAGAAGACACACGGGACAUAGCCUCCUGCCUACCACUUCAGAGGCCCACACAGAUGGGAGUGCCCCGGUGUUCAUCCGGGCCCUGGCCUUUGGGGACAGGAUCGCCCUUAUUGACAAAUAUGGCCGUCACACCUACAGGGAACUGUAUGACCGCAGUCUUUGCCUGGCCCAGGAGAUCUGCAGGGUUCGGGGUUGUAAGGUUGGGGACCUCCAGGAAGAGAGGGUCUCCUUCCUGUGCUCCAAUGACGUCUCCUAUGUUGUAGCGCAGUGGGCCUCCUGGAUGAGUGGUGGUAUUGCUGUCCCACUGUACUGGAAGCACCCUGAGGCCCAGCUGGAGUAUUUCAUCCAGGACUCCCGGAGCUCUGUAAUUGUGGUAGGCCAGGAGUACGUGGAGCGGCUAAGUCCACUGGCUCAGAGGCUGGGAGUCCCUCUUCUGCCUCUCACGCCUGCCAUCUACCGUGGAACAGCAGAGAAGCCCACAGAGCUGCCAGUUCAAGAGAGGGAGUGGCGUGACCGUGGUGCUAUAAUCUUCUACACCAGCGGGACCACGGGGCGGCCCAAGGGUGCACUGAGCACCCACCGUAACCUAGCCGCUGUGGUGACAGGGCUGGUCCACUCAUGGGCAUGGACAAAAAAUGAUGCGAUCCUUCACAUCCUCCCACUGCACCAUGUCCAUGGCGUGGUCAACAAGCUGCUCUGUCCACUCUGGGUAGGAGCCACCUGUGUCAUGCUGCCGGAGUUCAGUGCUCAGCAGGUUUGGGAAAAGUUCUUGAGUUCUGAAGCUCCACAGAUUAACGUAUUCAUGGCAGUGCCCACAGUCUACAGCAAGCUGCUGGAUUACUAUGACAAGCAUUUCACGCAGCCUCAUGUCCAGGAUUUUGUGCGUGCAGUUUGUAAGGAAAGAAUUAGGCUGAUGGUGUCAGGCUCAGCUGCUCUGCCUGUCCCACUGCUGGAGAAAUGGAGGAGCACCACGGGCCACACACUGCUGGAGCGCUACGGCAUGACAGAGAUCGGCAUGGCCUUCUCCAACCCACUGACGGAGGCUCGAGUGCCAGGUUCUGUGGGGACCCCAUUGCCAGGAGUGGAAGUACGCAUCAUCUCAGAAAACCCGCAGAAGGGCUCCCCCUACACCAUCCAUGCAGAGGGAAAUGAGAGGGGGACAAAGGUGACCCCAGGGUUUGAGGAAAAGGAAGGGGAGCUGCUAGUUAGAGGGCCCUCUGUGUUUCGGGAAUACUGGGAUAAGCCCGAAGAAACGAAAAGUGCUUUCACUUCAGAUGGCUGGUUCAGAACAGGAGACACCGCCGUGUUCAAGGAUGAUAGGUACUGGAUCCGAGGGCGUACAUCAGUGGACAUCAUCAAGACUGGAGGCUAUAAAGUCAGUGCCCUGGAGAUCGAGCGGCACCUGCUGGCCCACCCCAGCAUCACAGAUGUCGCUAUAAUUGGAGUUCCGGAUCUGACAUGGGGCCAGCGGGUCACAGCUGUGGUAGUUCUUCAAGAAGGACAUUCAUUGUCCCACAGGGAUCUCAAGGAGUGGGCCAGAGGUGUCCUGGCCCCCUAUGCUGUGCCCUCAGAGCUCCUACUGGUGGAAGAGAUCCCACGGAACCAGAUGGGCAAGGUGAAUAAGAAGGAGCUGCUCAGGCAGUUCUACCCCUCGUGACAGAAGAGCCAGCCAGGCCAAGGCUAGAGAACAGCAACCACCCCUGGCAGUCAUGUGCUGUGGGCCUUGAAGCAGGUCCAGAGGCCCUCAAAUGGAAUCCCCCCUGCAAUCAGGUUGACCAGAAUCAAAACCACUAGAUGAAUCACCAAGUGAGCUUCCCCAACCCUAGGCUGAUUGUCCGAACUCAGGUGACCCUGAGCACUGGCUGUGUCCUCAGUGGUCCUUGAGAUCACUGGUGUGUGCCAGUCUCACAAGCACAGUAAGGACAUGGCUGUGGCCAGUGUAUGGCCAGCUCUUCAAUGUCCAAGGCUGCUGCCUCUCCUGAGGGCAGGUCCCAAGAGUCUGAGAUGACAGUGAGAAGAGAAGUAAAAUAAAGACACACGAUCUGUGUCUGUGCUUGCUUCUGACUGUGACCUAUGAGUCGUGUGUCUGCCUGCACACUUUUCCUACAGCCAUUACAGCUCCCAGCCACAUAGGCCACUGAACAACAGCACUGGAUAGAGCCUACAGCACCCAGACCAGGAUUCCUGCUGCUGGAACUGCCGCCCUCGAACUGCUGUAUGUGCGGUACAUUUGAAGUCCUUGUAGACACCCAGGGCCAACCCCAAAUGACCCUGAAGCAUCUCUUCCC